AUGGAUCAACCUACUCUCGAUAGUAUUCAAGCUUGCCAAGUACUCGCAAUCUACUGGUUUGCCUACAGUGACCAUCGCCGUAACAAUACAUUUUCCGCUAUUGCAUACCGGGCAAUUCGGACCAUGGCCACUGACCUGGAAGAACACAACCCAGCAGAUCUAGAGCAGUCGCCGGAGCAGGUCAUACUUGAUGAAAAUAUUCGUCAAUGUUUCUGGACAUCCUGGAUGGCAAACUGUGUAGACAUGGAUCAUUAUGUUGUCGGCUCUUCCAUUGACCCAGUGGUGCUUGCCCUUCCUCUGCCGAUAUCUGAAGAUGCGUAUCGUGAUGGCAAGCCAGAAUAUCAGGGGAAUCUUGGGCAGUUCGUCGACGAUCGAGGGGCCAGGGCGACAUCCGGCUGUUCUUCAGCUGGGUCUCUAAAAGCAGAAUUGAUGAAAAUGGUACUGAGUUGGGUCAGAGUCUGUGACCAUGUCGCCACCAGGAAACGUGUUCCUAUGAGCGAGACCAUCUCAAGCCUCUUUGCACUGGACCAUACCCUUCGAAGAUGGAACGAAAGUCUUCCCGAGACGCUCAAAUACAAUACCAGGAAUUUGUACGAGCAACUCGUCGCCAAGCAGGAGAUCUUUUUCAGCACAAUACACACCUCAUAUAAUCAAAGCCGGCUUGUGUUGCACUCCACCCUGGUGCCAGGUUUUGGCGGGCGUGCAGCUCCUGAAGAGUUGCCGUUGGAGUUUGUCGAAGGCUAUGCUCGAGUGGCCCUUGAUAGUGUCCAAAACUUGUCGGCCGUAGCAAGGGAUCUUCAGGCGAUUGAAUGGGACCCUGCAACCCUUGCGCCAUUCAUGGGCUAUUGCAUGUAUGCAUCGACAGCGAUCCAUGUAAAUAUUCUGAGAAGGACAUCACACGCCGCAUCGACCACAAAAUCCAACAUUUACGCGGCCCUGAGGUUCUUGCAGGAUAUGAAGCCACAUUGGAGAUACAUGGAAAGAUUUUGGGAUUGUAUCGGAGUCACAGACAAAACAGACAACAAGGACCGAAGCAUUGAAAGCUUCCUUGAAGAAAUCGGUCCUUCAGGGACAGAUACUCGUAUCGCUGGGUCGCAGACGCAAAUCCCAGGAACCACGGGGGCUUCAAAGUCGAUAGAAUUCCCAAAGUCAUUACUACCAUAUAGUCCCCGUAUGCUGAAGUCCUUUGUGGAAGAGCAUUCAGAAAGUAAAGUCAAGCAUCGGGACCAGGACGACAAGGCGGCCAAGGAACAAAUGCCGCCCUUGGCGAGCUCCACCACACAAGACGUGCAAAACGACAUUUCUGCAGAGGUACAUCUCAAUUUCUCGAAAAAAGAUGCCACAGACUCUGAGAUGCUGCCUCUCGACUUGGAAAGCUUUGAAGAAAUGGAUCUCAGCAUUUUUGAUUGUGCAAGUCUGCCAAACACGGAUCUCAACGCGAUCGACAAUAAUUGGCACUCCACAGGAUCUGUUGAGACGCCUGAAAUGCCAUUUGACCAGCUGAUGGAGAGCUUCUUUCCAACAUAA
Pestalotiopsis fici W106-1 is the source of this 1527-nucleotide messenger RNA. RefSeq lists its product as uncharacterized. Lineage: Eukaryota; Fungi; Ascomycota; Sordariomycetes; Amphisphaeriales; Sporocadaceae. Gene Ontology annotation, cellular component: nucleus. The coding region runs from base 1 to 1527 and encodes 508 amino acids. The transcript is spliced from 4 exons. The record is from RefSeq and is a predicted model, not a curated record.